This is a messenger RNA of Linum tenue, 390 nucleotides long. The record is from the annotation of a GenBank genome assembly. NCBI's taxonomy places the organism in Eukaryota, Viridiplantae, Streptophyta, Magnoliopsida, Malpighiales, Linaceae.
UGAACUUUUUAUUCUUAUAUAUAUUAUAUAGUGGUUUUAAUAACCCGAACUUACAACAGAAAGCCACAUAGACAACCACAACAAAAAGGAAAUUACAGUCACAUGCUGCCGGAGUGAGUAUCGACGGCAUGCUUCACUUAUUAUCACAUACUAUAUAUAUAUAUACACGUUAUUUCCAUUAUGCAUGAAAAUAACUUUGAGAAAAUAAAAGCACAACACAUAAAUCACUGCAUGCAUGCAGGGAAGACGCCAUAUUUCAAACUUUUCGACUUGUGUCUUUUUUCAAGGGUUCUCAGCUUCGACCCUCUUGCCGAAGACAAUAAUGGAAGGAAUGGGAAUGCCGUCGGCAUCGCCGCCAGCCGAGUCCACUCCUUCGUCCUUCUUGCCGAA